This is a messenger RNA of Nymphalis io (European peacock), 1651 nucleotides long. It is a transcript of the gene Coq6, whose product is annotated as ubiquinone biosynthesis monooxygenase COQ6, mitochondrial. Gene Ontology annotation, cellular component: mitochondrion. Gene Ontology annotation, biological process: ubiquinone biosynthetic process. The transcript is spliced from 9 exons. The record is from RefSeq and is a predicted model, not a curated record. Gene Ontology annotation, molecular function: oxidoreductase activity, acting on paired donors, with incorporation or reduction of molecular oxygen, NAD(P)H as one donor, and incorporation of one atom of oxygen; 2-octaprenyl-6-methoxyphenol hydroxylase activity; FAD binding. Bases 145 to 1557 code for a protein of 470 amino acids. Lineage: Eukaryota; Metazoa; Arthropoda; Insecta; Lepidoptera; Nymphalidae.
UUUAAUGUAAAUUGAAUUAUCCAUACAUUAUUAUAAAAACGCUUAAUUAUGACAAAAGCGGGUAAAUAAUUUAACGAAUGUAAAACAUUACUGUAACAUUAACUAUAUCAAAAUAUCCCUUAACGUACAACAUUAAAAUUAAGAAUGUUGAUUACUAAAAGUAUACAAUUUAAUAAUAUAUUAGUGACCAGAAUUACUAAUAUUAGGUCUUUAGCUUCAUAUCGAAAAUAUAGUAAUAGCAAGGAGAAGAAAUUUAAGGGGAAAUAUGACGUUAUAAUAGCUGGUGGUGGAAUGGUGGGCUGUACUUUAGCAUGUGCUAUCGGAAAGAAUUCCUUACUUUCGAAUUUGAAAGUUCUGUUAUUAGAAAGUAGUCCGGAUAAAAAAUUUCAACUAAAAUCAGAAUAUAGCAACAGAGUAGUAGCAUUAAAUCAAAGUACGAAAUCUUUUAUGAACUCCUUAGAAGUCUGGCAACAUGUAGAAAAAAUGAGGCUACAGCCAGUAAGGCAUAUGCAAGUUUGGGAUGCUUGUUCAGAUGCCUUAAUAUCAUUUUGCAGUUCUGACAUUUUAGACGAUGACAUAACAUACAUUGUAGAGAAUGAUGUUUUACUUGAAAGUAUUAAUAAAGAAUUAAAAUCAUCAAUUAAAAAUGUGGAAAUAGUUUAUGGAGCUAAGGUGAUUGGAUAUGAGCUAUCAAAAGGAGGUCAUGAUUCGCAAGGAAAUAUUGUCAAAAUGCAUAAUGGUGAUACCUACUCAUGUGAUCUAUUGAUCGGAGCAGAUGGCGCUAAGUCAGCAGUUCGUGAAGCUAUGGGAGUACAAUAUCUUUCCUGGAAUUACGAUCAAAUGGGUAUUGUUGCCACACUGCAAUUGGCCGAGGAAACGACAAACACGACAGCAUGGCAACGGUUCCUGCCGACCGGGCCUAUUGCGUUUCUUCCUCUCAAUCCGACGAUGAGCUCCCUCGUCUGGUCGAUGACUAAUACGCAAGCGAAAGAAUUGCUGAACUUGCCAGAGGAAAGAUUUGUCGACGCCAUCAAUGAUGCCAUGUGGAAACAAUACCCUCGGAGCAGCGCGGUGGAUGCCUGCACGUCUUGGUUGGGUUCUUGGUUGAAGCGUUUCAAUCUGCCAGACGGGGCUGAGAGGCAAUUGCCGCCAAGUAUUAAGUCUAUCGUCACGGAUUCUAGAGCUGCUUUCCCUCUAGGCUUCGGCCACAGCACGAAGUAUAUCGGGCCAGGUGUUGCUCUUAUAGGCGACGCAGCUCAUCGUGUCCAUCCCUUGGCUGGACAAGGAGUGAACCUAGGUUUUGGGGACGUAAAGGAGCUGAUAAAUUUCCUAUCUGAUGCUAUUUAUACUGGGCUUGAUAUCACUCAUCCAAAUUGGAUGGGAAAAUAUGAAAGCUCACGCCAAAGACACAAUGUGCCCACGCAACUGGCCGUCGACGCGCUCAGCCGUCUGUACGGAAUGGAUCUACCGCCCUUCGUCCUCGCACGCAGUAUUGGGUUGCAGCUGACAAACGCUUUCCAUCCUAUCAAGAAAAUGAUAAUGUCUCAUGCUGCAUAGAAAAAGAAGUUGCACGCGUCGAGUAUUUAUAAGAAUGGUAUUAAAUAUAAAAUAUGAUUGUAAUUGUUGGAAAAAUAAAAUUGUUUAUAUAUUA